This is a messenger RNA of Exophiala aquamarina CBS 119918, 945 nucleotides long. RefSeq lists its product as uncharacterized. Gene Ontology annotation, molecular function: NAD binding. The coding region runs from base 1 to 945 and encodes 314 amino acids. The transcript has a single exon. The record is from RefSeq and is a predicted model, not a curated record. Lineage: Eukaryota; Fungi; Ascomycota; Eurotiomycetes; Chaetothyriales; Herpotrichiellaceae.
AUGGUGAAACUUUUGUACCCAACCUCACACAAGCUGGACAUCUCGCUCGUAGAGGGUUUCUCAAUUGAGCUCUGUCCUUACAAUGUUAAAGAACUGUUUCGGGAGGUAGAUCUCGACGCAGAAAUACUUGUUACCUGGUUCAACAGUAAAGACAACUUGAAGGAUGCCGCCACGCGUCUCAAAAAACUCCGCUGGGUCCAAUCUUUGAGCGCCGGGGCCAACGACAUUCUUGCAGCUGGUUUCGGCCCUGAGGUCAUCUUGACCAGUGGGUCUGGUUUACACGACCAUACGGUUGCUGAACAUACGCUUGGUCUCAUUUUGAAUGCAGCACGUCGAUUCUUCGAGAUGCGUGAUUAUCAAAUGCAGGGGAAAUGGCCCGGGCAUCUCGGGGGAAUGCAACCCGAUCGGCCGCCCGGUGCGUUUACCUCAUUGUGCGACGCCAAUGUCCUAAUAUGGGGCUUCGGAAAUAUCGCACGUACGCUAUCUCCUCUGUUGCUGGCACUUGGAGCUCGAGUACGUGGUAUUGCCCGACAGCCAGGGAUCCGGAGUGGGAUCGAAGUCUUUAGCGAUCAAAAGAUAGAAGAGCUGCUGCCGGAGACUGAUGUCCUGUUGAUGAUGCUGCCGGGUUCUCAGGGCACGAAAAACGUGCUUUCCGCUCAGCGACUUGAACUUUUGCCGAAGCAUGCUUGGGUAGUCAACGUCGGAAGGGGUAUGGCUCUGGAUGAGAAGGCUCUCUACGAGGCACUACACAAGGGUGUGAUUGGUGGCGCCGCCCUUGACGUAUUUGUGACGGAACCACUGCCAGAGGCCAGUCCUCUUUGGAAGGCGCCGAAUCUGAUCCUAUCACCUCAUGCCGCUGGGGGCAGGCCCCGGGAUCCUGAAGGUCUCAUUGCGCACAAUGUGAGACAGUUUCAAGCCGGACAGAAGCUGAAGAAUGUUCUCUGA